Molecule: messenger RNA, 2915 nt
Organism: Varroa destructor (honeybee mite)
Lineage: Eukaryota; Metazoa; Arthropoda; Arachnida; Mesostigmata; Varroidae
Source: RefSeq, a predicted model, not a curated record
GUGGCCCCACAACCGCCGUUGUUACUGUUCUUUCAGCAGUUGUCUGUAAGCUUACGCCACUAUGUAACUCCUCUCUUGUUAAAGCGGCUUCACCCGUAGUUAAAUUUUCGGUUUAAUCUAUUGCGAGCACAUUAAAACGCGCGCAUUUGACGCAAAAGCUAUAUAAAGCGAUGGCAUUCGGCUAAAACUUGUGAUCACUUGAUUGUAGAGCACGACCGGUAGCUUCUACCUGAAAUAGUUGGCGUAGUUGCUCGCAACGUGAAGUACAGCUGCCAUGCGGCUCCACACUAAGAAAUUGCAUACUAUUGUGUGGCUUGUCCUUGGAGUUAGUGGUGCGGACAUCGUUUUAGCCGGUGGAUCAAGUCGACAGGAAAAGGUAACAACUAAAGCUAGCUUCCAAUCUGAGAGAACUCCGGCAACUACUGCGUCUGCAAGUAGCGCCGUGAUUCAAACAGUAGAAGCGCCGAUCGCAACAACUCUAAUGGAAAAAGCGGACGCGCCUAUUAUUGCACCACCUUCAAAUAACUCACCAGUUGUCUUAAAUAAGAUACUCGUUUCUCAGUCAGCGCCUCAACUUGUGCCUAUUGCAUACGAGUUCUCUUACGGAACGCCUUCGCAUUCGCACGUACAGAACAAGCAACCUGAUGGUAUUAUUAAAGGGCGUUACGUGAUACAUGCUCCGGACGGCCAGCAUCGUACGGUGGAUUAUGUAGCAGAUAAAGGGGGCUUUCGGGCUGGUGUUGCCACGAAUGAACCAGGAACGGAAACUACACUUGAAGGAGCUAGCAAGAUUGUGUCAUCUGCUAUGAAAGCGGUAGACGCAGCUCUGAAAUUUGGCCCACGACACCCUAGUAAAAAUGCCCAAACAAUAAAGCAAGUUCCACUACCAAUGGGAGUUGCCCCGGUACGUCAACCCACCCCUGUUUCUCCCGUAAAGCCGAUGCCACAUCAUGAAGAAAUGUCACCCCAAUCCUAUAAGCCUGUAGCGCAGAUUCAGCAGUCGCCAGCUGAAGGUUCUGCUCAAUUUGCACCCGUGCGCAUCGUCGACAUUCAACCGCUGCCUACGCCGCUUGUUAGAAUUGCCCAGUUCGAACAACCGUCUCCAACAUCAAGGAUUGAAGUCGUACGUCCACACUCGAUGGCUUCGCCUGCUCGAAUAGAUGAACCUCCACUUCCGCUACUUGAGCCGUUUCCACCUUUGCCAGCUGAUAAUGCUGUUACCACCGUCAUCAAGCCAGUCACGCUUAGUCCUCCUCCAACGAAUCCGUCUGCUACAGUAUUGCACCUAUCUCCGCAUUUUGCAAGCUCGGCCCAGAUUAUUUCUGAUUUGAUUCCUCGUGUCGAAAUCAUUCCGCCUCAGCCUGCCUUGUUUCAUCGGCCAGUAGUGCAUACCGUUUCCGAAGUGUCGCAAUCCUCACCACCUCAGCUGCUGGGUUUGGAGCCUUCUCGAUCUUUUCCCCCAAUCGACGUAGAGAUCAGCCGGCUACCAGCUCAGCCUCCGGGUCGAGUAACUGCCCAGCCGUCUCAUUCUAUAGCACAGCCUCCGACCCGGGUUGAGAUCAUCCGUCCGACAGUAGUUAACACUGGUUUCACAGCUCUGGAACCAACACAACAGUUAGUAACACCUGGACCAGUCUCGACAAUCGGCAAGAAUAUUGCUCGAGUCUCAUCUCUUGAAUCAAUAAACGAUGCACAAAUAUUUGAGGUGAAAACAAAGGUCGUACCCGUUGACAGAGCGCUACCCCCAACGCCACUCUCUACUCCGGUUACGGAGAGCGUCGUCACCUUGCCUCAACGUAACAGCCGCCACCUUCUCGCUCCGCCUAAACCUCAGCCUCACGGAUCUGGUUCCGUAAAGAUGAAUCACUUCACAGCAGGUCAGCAGGGCCUGACGCAUCCUAUGGGGAUUCUAAGGAAUCUACCAGCGACAGCAAAUAGAAUACCGUCGCAUCCAGAACCGAUUCGUUUUCCCGAAUCAGUUGUCCUUGUGGCUAUAUCACCUUACGCGCCUUCACCGACUAACUUAUCACGAUCCAAUCAGAAUCUCGGAAACAACGAGAGCAUCCGCAAAUUUUUCAGCCUUUCGCCCUCUAAAAGUGAACAUCAAAUUGCGGUGAACAAGUUCUUUUCGAAUAUUAAACAACAUCAUCUUAACGAAGUCAAAAUGGUAAAAAAGCACGAGGAUCACCUUCAGGCUGUCGCAUCAAGAGUGUUGCCAUUCUUUCAUAUACGUUCCGUAGGGUCUAUGAGUCGACCGCGAAUGCCUGCCUUUGGGGCUAAUAUUUUCAGCGUGCUCCACUGAAUAAAUCAUUCCAUAAUACGAAAAAACGCAAUAAUGUUUGCCAAAAAAUAGAAAUGAAGUAGCGACCCAGUAUCCGGUUCAGCGGUAUUAAUUUCCAUGAGUAAGGCCACACAAAUCCUGCGUGAGCAGUCCUUGUCGAUGUGUCGUGCAUUACUACGCACCAAAAAAUCAUUUAUAUCCUAACGAUUGUCUUAGUGGUUUUCUCUUAUUGACUAUAUUAAAAAUUGACCAAUAUUAUUUGUAAGUCAAUUGAGACCGAUAUCACUUUUGAGGAGCCCGGUCAUCAUUAUAUGGAAAGAAGCUAGGUAUGAACUCACAGUGAAAUGUAGAACUUUUGUUUUGAAAUUGUUAUGCGUCUAUUGACCGGGUCACAUGUAAAUAGUCGUCUAUAUCAGCUUCUCCCUGGCGGAGAUCGUAAAAAUAAGACUAAUUUAUAUCUUGAUUACUUAUUUUAACUUUCAACAUGCCAAGUGAUAUUUAUCCUACACAAGAUGAAAAAUAUUUCCGAACCACACUUCCUUAACAGAAGAUAUUUGCAAGUGGAUAGCUUCUGUUGAACUGUAGUAGUUAAACACAUAAAUGGAAUUUUGUAAUAAAAAACUUAAAAAAUCUC